CGGCAACCAUGAUAGUUUACAACAUGUCCGAUCCAGAUUUUAGAUUCUUGACUGAUGCAUUGUUUGGAUAUGAAAAGAUCAGAAAUCAUCCUUGUUUCUAAGUUUCAAGAAUCUUUGGAGGAUAACAAAUGGAAUUGGGUUCAUUCAGUUAAGGAUGGAUUUUCGGUUUGGCAAUCUGGUCUUCACGUCUAAAAUCGACUCCGGCAACUUGGCUCGGGUAGAGAAAGUGCUCAGGGAUGAAGACGAUAAUGCAGGUGAACCCAGUUUUCCGAGCGCUUUGGAAAUCAAACCAGAUUAUGAGUUUAAUGUGUGGACCAAACCAGAUGCUUCUGGAACUGAGUUUGAGAAUGCAAAUAGGUCGUGGUUUUACUUUGGAGUGCGAGGCUGGAGUCCAGGCCGUCUGAUCAAGAUAAACAUUCUCAACAUGAACCGGCAGGGCAAGCUAUACAGCCAGGGGUACGCCCCCCUCACCCGGACAGUGCCAGGCAAACACAAGUGGGAACGCAUCCGAGACAGACCAGUUUAUGAGACAGUUGACGGUCAGUUUAAUCUGACAUUUACAUAUCGGUUUCCUGACUUUAGAGGAUCUACAACUUACUUCGCGUUCUGUUUUCCCUGGUCACAAACAGAAUGUCAAGAGAAACUACAGGAACUUGACAAGAGAUACGAACACUGUAAAAAUCUCUCACCAGAUAGCCCACCUAAGUCAAUCUACUACCACAGAGAACUGCUGUGCUACACACUGGACAAGCGGCGGGUUGACCUGGUCACUGUGAGUUCGUGUCACGGCAUUACUUCCGAGAGAGAGCCGAGGUUUGACAGCAGACUCUUCCCAGACAAGGAAUAUCCCAGGUGUAGACAGUUCAAAGGAAAACGGGUGUUUAUGCUGACCAGUCGAGUGCACCCUGGCGAAACUCCAGCCAGCUUUGUAUUCAACGGAUUUCUCGACUUCAUUCUUAAGGAAAACGAUCCGCGGGCACAAGAACUCCGCAAGAAUUUUGUGUUUAAAAUGAUCCCCAUUCUCAAUCCGGACGGUGUGGUUCGCGGUCACUACCGGACAGACCAAAGAGGAGUGAAUCUCAACCGAAUGUACCUCGACCCGAGCUUUAAACUACACCCAUCGAUAUACGCCUCCAAGAGUUUACUCAUUUACCACCACGUGCAUAACAGAGUUAAAAAGGACGGUUCGGCAUCGGAAGACAUCAAAAUAGACUUCCCUCAAGGAUCGCGUGUUUCUAGUCCCGAAGCUACAAAAACUGCCAUAGAAACGAAGCGAUCGUCAAGUUCUCGGAGCAGUGACGGAUUGAACAGUACGCUCACUGGUAACUGUGGCCUUUCCAGCUGUGUGAACGAUCCCACGUCCCCUCCCAUCUCUCACAGACUCAGUUCGGAACCCAUCCAGGGGGAAGAUGUCAGAUGGGUGGGGGACGCCGAAUCCGCGCGGUCGAUGAAAUCGGACAUCACUCCUGUGACAUUUAAACCCUUUAAAAUAGAGCCCUUGGACUUAGCCGACCUUAACGAUGACAAUACGUCGCAAAGCGAGAGUGAACUCAACAUGAACGAUGACGCAAAGCCAGGUCAUGUGCAUGUGCCGUCUUCGUGCAGCAGCGUGCUGAGCUACGUGCAGAAUGACCCACGCAAAGUCGACAGCGAGCUGAGGUUGAAGCUUUCCGAGCUGAACAUGUCGGAUGAUUUCCGGUGUAACGGUGACAAGUACGAGCCGUUUGACUCGGACACCGAUCAGGACACGCUGGGUAACGAGGGGUCGGAGGAUGAAGGCAAGUUUAACGCCAGUGACCUCGGUUCGGGCAGCCCAAUCAACUCCCCACACCUGGUCAAUCCCAAGCUGCGUGAGAUUCCGGCCACUGAAAGUGGGAUUGCCUUUUACGUCGACUUACACGGACAUGCGUCAAAACGAGGGUGCUUUAUUUAUGGAAAUUACUUUGAAGAUGAAGAUACUCAGGUUAAAAACAUGGCCUUUCCCAAGCUGAUCUCACUGAACUCUGCUCACUUUGACUUCACUGGUUGUAACUUCUCUGAACGCAACAUGUACACCAAGGACAAGCGCGAUGGAAUGUCCAAAGAGGGCAGUGGUCGAGUGGCCAUCUAUAAGGCCAUCGGAAUUAUUCACAGCUACACCCUGGAGUGUAAUUAUAACACUGGCCGCCUCGUGAACCCCGUACCCCCGGCGUACGGCGACGAUGGGCGCGCGACUCCACCUCCUCUGGCUGGAUUUCCUCCCAAGUACACACAGGCUCACUUCGAAGAUGUUGGUAAAGGUUUGGCGAUAGCGGCCCUUGACAUGUUUGACAUGAACCCGUGGACUCGGAUAACCCUGUCAGAACACAACAGUCUUGGCGGAGUGUUAGACUCGGUGCGUAGAUAUCUGCGGAGUAUCAGAGGUGGGCCGAGAAUUCCGCGCAACUCCAUCAGCAAACCGAACGUCAGGAAUGGCAAUAGCACAACCAACGUACGUCAGACUCGGAUGACCGUGGGGGAUUCGUCGAUGUACCAGAGCACCCGCUCCAUGCCGCACCUGGGAUCGAGCGACACCAACGUGCGGUCGGGCAGCACCUCCAAUAUGAGGGCAGGCUUCUCUCGACCAGGGACGCGCUCCGUAGGCAAGAAAGAACUCGCUCCGGUCAGAGAAGGAAAUGUUUCAGCUUCGCGAGGCAUGAGUGGCAGCACCACAGGUAGUCAGACCCGUCGUCGAGGCAGCAGUCUGGUUAGCAACCCGACCACAAAACCUACAUCAGCAUCGUCACUCCCUGCAACGUCAGCAGCCAUCGUGUUGUCCAUGUCAACAUUAGACGAGCGGCGCCAGCUGUCAGCUGAUAGUACACUGAGAUCUCGGGAGGAGGAGAAGGUUCAACAGUUGAAGAAUUCCGGACUGAUGGCCAUAUUUAAGAAGCCUGGCCCACCCUGCAGAAUACCGCUAGCCACCGGUCGCUCUCAGCUGCAGCUUCAGAACUCCACACCAAGCAUGGAGUCCACCACAUCUCAGUCGAGACUGAUAUCAAGGGGCAACAUGCGCAGUCAGAGGAUCAUGUCUCAGCUGACGAGUUCGAGAAGGUUGCUCAGCGACUCGGCAGUUGUAGCCGACAUUUCGAAGCUGCCUGCAGUCGAGGCUGUAGCCGCUCCCUGCAAUCAUCCGUCAUUAGGCUUGUCUGGAAACACAGCGGAACCUGUUGAAGCUCCUAAACGACGGCGUAGACAAAACUUUGUGAAACGUCGAAGUGUGACGAUAAGUCCUAAGCAAGGAAGCUUCAAAGGUGGAAAACAGACUAGCGACUAUGACACUGAGCAGCGUAAACCGCGACGGAAGCGCCAUAGAAAGAGUACUGUCACGCCACCAACCGAAGACGAGAUAGGGCUAGAGUCAGGAGCACUCCAAGCUGUACGCACCAGCUCCAGUACGCUAGAGGGCGCUGCCAUCAAGUUCUCACCCAGACUCGGCAUCAAUACUGUCAGCCAAUCCAACUUACACCAGUUGUCCUUCAAACUUCAGCCAACCUAUUUGAAAAAAUACUGGGACCCUACGUCCCUCAUCCCCCAUGACACCAUGGAGAGAAUGGUCGAGGAAAAUCAGAGCCAAAGAAAGGUCGCUGCCUUCUGGGUGCAUUUUUGAGAUGACUGCAUCGUUAACCAUUACUGUGAUAGGACCUUAUAUUUACAUGUAUAUACUCAUUAUGUACAGCAGACAACAUAUUGCUAGAGCCUCUAGCCAGCGUGGAACAUAUCAGUAUUUUUCUUGUGGUGUGUUGAGUUCAUAUCAUGGAUAGGUUAGUGAAUAUGUCUGUGUUUAGGUCGGGUUUGAAAGCAUGAAAGGGGAAUGUGUGUGUUGAAGCACAAAUAACCAUGAGAGUCACAAAUACACUCAAUGCAAUAGAUGACGAAGUGGAUAUCAGAGAUGAAGAGCUUGUAGAUGUCCCCUAAUUUUAGCAUUACUCCAAACCUGUUUCUAGCAUUACCCGAAACCUGAUCCAUCUUCCUUGUUUGAUGAAAUGCUCAUAAUAGGAAUCUAGGUUUUUUUUAAACUAAAUUUUCAGGAUUUUUUUUUCAAAUAUCAUAAUUGUCAUCCAUUUUGCGAUAGAUGUUAAGACUUGGGUUUUUUUCUUUUGCAAGAAAGUGAGAUACAUAAUCCAGUGAUUGGCAGUGUUAUGUCUUUUUGACUAUUCAAGCAGAUACACUGGAAUCUCUUACCAGGUUGUCAUUACAUUUUUCCACUGGUACGACAUUUGCACAAGCUGUUGCUAAAAAUAAAACAAACGGCAGCAAUCAAUCUUGGGACAGUAUUCAUCAACUUGACAUUUGACAUAGGUUUAACCAGUACAGACAUCUGAAAGGAAUUGUGUGAGAAGGAUUGACAUCUGGGGAGUAAUGCCCUCAACCCCAACCCCACCCCCACCCCCACCCCCAACUGAAGAUUAUACAUUGCCCCCAGUUUAAAGGUGCAUUAAUAUAUAGGUGCCCCCUAUAGCUGAUAUUUUCUGAUGACAUGUAUAAAUUGUAAUCAUCUAAAAUAGUUGGAUCCAAACUGUAGACCUGUAACUAAUAAUUACCUUGACGUUAUACCUAAAUAGUGGACCCUUGAAAGAAAAUCUUUACAACAGUUGAUUCAAAUUUAGUCGAAAGAAUCCCAUCAAAAAUCUUUCAAAAAUUAUUCCAUAUCAAAAGUGUGAAAUAUGUUGUAACUUUGUUUACUCAUCUUAUCAAAAUGUUCUACCUUUGAAACAUAACAUCAUAUGUCAUACAUCAUACAUCCUAAAACACUUGGUUACUACUGUACAUAGAAUAGAGUUCUUGUUGAAGAAUAGCCUGAAAAUAAAAUGAUAAAUUUGUUUAAGGGUGUAUACUACCAAAUCAAAUCCCAUUGACAACAAUAGUAACAUGUGUGGCUAAAACUCCUACUUGUAGCAUAUCAGUUGACAUAAACACAAUGGAUAUACUACCACCCCUCACUCUUAAAGGGAAUCGGGGAAAAAAUUGGAGGUGAAGCUGCUCAUUUCAGAGAUAUAAAGUUUGAGUAAUUUUUUUUUACAGGUACCCCAUACAUGUUUCAAGCACAAGGCUACUUGACACAGUGGUGCUAGAUGGAAUAUAAUUGCAUAAAUGUUUUGCCGCGAUGAAACUCACAUCACAGAACUUGUGGUGUUCACUUCUCUAUCAAAAGUUUGGUUCACCUCCUAACUUUGACCCAGCCGGAGGUUAUUUGGUUGACCUUAAACAUACAAUUAAAAAAUAAUAAUUAAAGGUUAAUACAUGUACAUAUAUUUAUAAUCUGUAAAAUGUUAUUGGUGAACUGACAGAUGAAUGAAAACACAAGUUCUGUCGUAGCAGUAAGCUAACAGAAUGCUGUCUGUUUUAAGUCGGCAAAUGAAUGACUAUUGAAGCAACGUACACACUAGAACAGAAUUAAUUUAGUAUUGUUGCCCCAUAUGAAUAAUAAAGUACUUGUGUUAUUACUAUAUAUUAGACUAACAUUGUUAAUGUGUGUUUAAGCGCACAUGCAGCAAUUUUUCCCAGAACAUAAAAUCUGUUUAGCAUAUUUAACUAUUUUUAUAUAUAUUCUGUUGGACAUAUAAACUGUUCAUGUACUGUAUAUUUUUAUUUGAAGGCAUUUUUAAAGACAAAAAAACCCACCCCCAAAAAAAAAAAAUUCUCUUAUCCAAUGUUGAAUAAAUAUGUUAGAAACUUCUGCCUUUAAUAAUGUCAUCUUUGCAACAGUUUUGAUUUGAAUUGUGGUUGGAAUUAAUGUUUGAGAAAUACGUGUAUAAUAUGUUGAAAGAAAUGAAUUAACAAAUUAAUGCUAUGUUGCACAAAACUUACAGGUGAAGGGGUGGAUGAACUUGUGGUUUUUUAGGGUGUUGGAUUUGUAUUGAGUUAUUACACUUAAUGUUCUGUUGUUAGAAUACAAAAAUGCAUUCAUAACACUACCACCCUAUCUCCCCAUAUGUGAAAUGUCUUAGUGCUUUUGUUAGUUGCAUAAAAACAUUUUUAAAAUUUCAUAUUGUACGAAGUGUGUAUCAUGUGAAUUUGCCUACAGUAUUACAACCAGUGACGUGUUCAGGAGGCAGAGUGCUUGCAAACCAUUUGGUUUCCAACAUAUCCUGUUCUAUCACAUUCAUUUAAUAUUAAACAUAAAAAAUGAUCUAGUGAUUAACCGUAAGCACUCUGUAUCAUGAAAACGCUUCAGGUUUCUGUAAAUACAUUACUUUUUUAAAACAUUUUAUCUACAUAUCAUUUGAUGGAGUGCUCUCCACAUUUUAUCUACAUAUCAUUUGAUGGAGUGCUCUCCACAUUUUAUCUACAUAUCAUUUGAUGGAGUGCUCUCCACAUUUUAUCUACAUAUCAUUUGAUGGAGUGCUCUCCACAUUUUAUCUACAUAUCAUUUGAUGGAGUGCUCUCCACAUUUUAUCUACAUAUCAUUUGAUGGAGUGCUCUCCACAUUUUAUCUACAUAUCAUUUGAUGGAGUGCUCUCCACAUUUUAUCUACAUAUCAUUUGAUGGAGUGCUCUCCACAUUUUAUCUACAUAUCAUUUGAUGGAGUGCUCUCCACAUUUUAUCUACAUAUCAUUUGAUGCUCUCCACAUUUUAUCUCCUCAAAUUAUUUUAUUUGUACAGUUCUUCCUUUUAUUUAUGUCAUACAAAAAUGCCUGUUGCAGAAAGUGCUAUUUUUAUUUCUCAACAAACAACUUGAAAGUAAAAAAAGUGAAAAAUGCUUCGGACCAUCGUUUUAAAAACAGUAGUUUGCUGGAACUCAACUGAUCAUUUCAUUUGUAUUAUCUUGGUUGGCAAUUUAUUAUUUAUAUAUUUUUAUUUAUUUGUUAGGGUUGAUCAUUACAAGGAGAGUGGCACUGAAAUAUAUACAUUUAAUGUAUAACAUACCAAACAUUAUUACCCAUAUGGUUAAAAAUAUAUUUGUACAUAUCAAAGUAAUACGUCCCAGUAGAGCGCCAAGUGGGACAUAACACUUCGACAUCACACGAUGAUGUCACUGAUUGGUGCACUACCACCUUACAGGAACGUCAUCUAAGCGAGUUGAGUGAUGUAUAUUAAGAUUGAUCGAUUAUGGGUAAUAAAUAGGAUAUUAAACUCGCUACCAUUUCGUCUCAUGUUUAUGUCCUUCAUGAAAUCAUUUUCAUCGUCACUCGCUAAAUUAUUUCACUCGAGACAUAAACAUGAUACGAAAUGGAAGCUUGUUUAAUAUCCUAUAAUUGUACAUAUAAAAACAAUCACUUCUAUAUCAUGCAUCAGGCAUUAUUAAAUACCUCUUGAGUACCUCAGUUAUACAUUUACAUAUAUUAUUUAUCUAUAAGUACUAGUAUUGUAUCUGGAGGUAUGGCAAGAGAGUGAGAAAAACACAAAUCAGUUUUGUAUGAAUCUAAUGACGUUUCAGCAAAUACAGGUUUUAAAGGUUGGUCCAACUGUGAAUUUUAUUUAAAUCUUUGUUGCAUUUUGUUGUGUUACCAAAAAUGUCAUAUUUAUUUGCUCAGCUGGAUUUGCUGAACCUAGUGAGCUUAAAGCUUUAAUGUGAAGUCCGUCCUAAUAGCUUUAAAACUCUUGCCUGUUCAAAAUGGAAAUGUUAUUUAACGUUCAGACAUUUGUUUUUGAUGAUGGUGACAGUACAGAUUUUGAAUGAAUCGAGUUAAAAGUAUUUGGUCCUUUUAACACUGUAUGGUAUUCCUGCAUAAAACAAUAAUUGUUAUGUGAAAAAUUAUUUGAAUUUAUAUAAUCAUCUGCAAAUUCAGUGUACUCAAUAUUGACAUUUCGUGAUGAUUUAGUAGGAUGGAUUUCUAAAAUGUGCUGAUUAAGAACCCAGUACAUGGUCAGAAUUCUUUUAUACCAAAUGAUUACACCAAAGCAUCAUUCUGAGUUUUGUCGACCUCAAGACAACCAAGAAAACACCAGAUGUACAAAACUGAAUCGUCUAAGCCCGAAACUGAAAAUUUCAACUUGGAAUACUGUACAAUGUUUGUAAGGGACAACAUAUCUUUAAGUUGUGUGUUUUCAUUGAAUCUACACAUUUAGUAGAAUCCAGUAUUACUCGUUACAGAGAAUCAUCCUAUUAUUGGCUUCAGACAAGCCUUUUAUUGGGCAUAAAGGCUAUUAUAUAGCUAUAAAUAUUGAUUAUUUAUGAAAUGACAAUAUCCGAGGUUUUAAGAUACACAUUUUUUGUUACUCAAAUUCUGAACUAUUCCAAAAGUAGGGAUUUUUUUUUUAACUUGAAAAAAAGUUAAAUGUACUGAUAGAAAUAAGGGAACCAUUGGUAUUGGAGAUCAAAUUUAAUUCACUGCUUGCAUCGUACUGUCUGUAUACUGUCAGUACAGUGGUUAACUUUGACACUAUAAUUUACUCAACAAAAGUAAGGGCCAGUAGUGUUUUGGGUAAUUCUUAGCUAGUGUCAUAUUAUUUACAAAGUUUUAUUUCAGUUAAAUAUGAUCUGAGAUACAAGGCAGAUAUUUCGUGCAUUUAUUAAAACUACCCAAAUUUACAUUCAGCUAAGAAUCAUUACAUGUUCACUGUCAUUUUGUUCGCCGAAAAUCAACACCGUACAAAUGUUUUAUUUAUUUUUUACAAUUAUGUAACAAAAUUUAAUUUUGACGAGUAUAUUAUGAUGGUUCUUGUGGCAUUCUCUUUUAUUUGCAGUGUUAUUAUUAGACGUGUGUGCAGGGGUUGGGUUUUGGUGGUCAAAACACCAUAUUCCAUAUAUAUAUAUAUAUAUAUAUAUGUCUUUUAGAGCAAAUAUAUUUUCAGAGGGAGCUCGAUUCAACUCCACCCAUAAACUUCUCACCAAUUGGCCCUGCUAAAAUUACUGCACACGCACCCAAUUAUUUAUGUGAUCCCUUAUUUCUUUCAGUACCGUAUGUGUAGUUAUUCUUGUGCCAUAAUAGGACAAUUAGCCGACAUACCUGUAAUUCUAAUUUUGGGAUAGUUCCAAGUUGCUGUGAUAUAGGUACUUUUGUUUUCUCCACCUAUUGUGCUGGAUACAAUACUAGUAAUGACCUGUGAUAGUUAUAAUUUACUGUGUUGCAGAAAAUAAAUAUUUAAACAUUC
Messenger RNA from Gigantopelta aegis, 9057 nucleotides. Its product is annotated as cytosolic carboxypeptidase-like protein 5. Bases 155 to 3628 code for a protein of 1157 amino acids. The transcript has 18 exons. Gene Ontology annotation, biological process: proteolysis. The record is from RefSeq and is a predicted model, not a curated record. Gene Ontology annotation, molecular function: metallocarboxypeptidase activity; zinc ion binding. Lineage: Eukaryota; Metazoa; Mollusca; Gastropoda; Neomphalida; Peltospiridae.